Messenger RNA from Prosopis cineraria, 2924 nucleotides. Its product is annotated as granule-bound starch synthase 2, chloroplastic/amyloplastic. Gene Ontology annotation, molecular function: alpha-1,4-glucan glucosyltransferase (UDP-glucose donor) activity. The transcript is spliced from 8 exons. Bases 265 to 2628 code for a protein of 787 amino acids. The record is from RefSeq and is a predicted model, not a curated record. Lineage: Eukaryota; Viridiplantae; Streptophyta; Magnoliopsida; Fabales; Fabaceae.
UCCCAAUUUCGCCGUGGCCGGCUAAAUCUGUCCUCUCUCGUUUUCCCAUUUUCCACCUCAAACCCCUCCAUGAUUUUUCCUUCCGUGGGUCCCGCCCACGCCCUCUCCUCGUAUUUCUUCUUUCUAUAAUCCAUACACCUACUCCUUCUCCACUACCAAAAUUCCUCAACUCCAUCUUCGCUUGGGGUCUCUUUCAUUUCUCAGUUCCAACGACUGCUUCUGCUGAGCUCGCCGACUCUGGGUGAUUCGCCCAACUCCGGCUCCAUGGCAUCAUCCGUUGGGUCAUUCCCAUUUGUUGUUGAACCUAGUGCCAACACUUCCAUGCUACUUCAAACUAAAAUUAAUCGUCCUCUUAAAUUUCCAUUAUUCGUUUAUCGGCCCGGCAAGUCUGCUGAAUUCAGCAACUCAAGUGCUUCGGGUUUUGGGCGUUCGGAGAGUGCAAGACUGAACUAUGGAAGGCUGGUCAAUGGGCGCAGUAGGGGUCUGCUAUGGCGGACGAAAGACGUACGGGCUAUAGGGAAGAGUACAGGAACGAGUCAGGACGACGGAGGGACAGAUGAAGUGCUUCUGAGCACCAUUGAAAAGAGCAAGAAGGUUCUUGCUAUGCAGAGGGAUCUUCUUCAGCGGAUUGCUGAGAGAAAGAAACUGUUUUCUUCUAUGAACAAGGAAAACAUUUUUGAACCACGAAAGGAUGGCAAUAUUUCUUAUGAACUUACUGAUGACAAUUCUCUGUCAAAUAACUCAAAUCCUCAAAAAGCUCUUGUCAGCAGAGACAAGGCUGUUGAAUACCAAAAUGGUGGUAUGCCUUCAAGCAAUUAUAUCCAUUCAAGUGAAGAGGAGUUACCAGAAGCCUCAGCUGUAGGCAUUUAUCAAGGUUUUGAUAAAGGUCAGGAGGAAAAGGAUAACAUCUCACCUCCUGAAAAGGCUCCCUCCAAGUUACGUGUUAAUGAAAAAUUGAAAGAUGGUAAAUAUGAGACAGUUACUCCAGAUACCCUGCCAACCUAUCUUGCAAAUAGCACUGGAACUUCCCCUUUGAAAGUCAAAAAUCAGGAUGGCUUGACGGAGCCAAGUUUACAAAGGGCCACUACUGAAGCUGACAUUGUUGAGAGUGAAGGUGAAAAAUCUAUACCUUUGGCUGGGGCCAACGUCAUGAAUGUCAUAUUGGUAGCAGCAGAAUGCUUUCCCUGGUCAAAAACAGGUGGGCUUGGAGAUGUUGCUGGGUCAUUACCAAAAGCUUUGGCACGGCGUGGGCACAGAGUCAUGGUUGUGGUUCCUCGUUAUGGUAAUUAUGCUGAAGCCCAAGAUACAGGAGUAAUCAGAAGGUACAAAGUAGAUGGCCAGGAUGUAGAAGUAAGAUAUUUCCAGACAUAUGUUGAUGGUGUAGACUUUGUGUUUAUUGACAGUCCUAUGUUUCGCCAUAUAGAGAAUAAUAUCUACGGAGGAAACCGAUUGGAUGUUCUAAAACGCAUGGUGCUGUUUUGCAAGGCAGCAGUUGAGGUUCCUUGGUAUGUUCCAUGCGGUGGUGUUUGUUAUGGAGAUGGAAAUUUGGUCUUCAUAGCAAAUGAUUGGCAUACUGCUUUGCUGCCAGUUUAUCUUAAGGCAUAUUAUCGUGACCUUGGUUUGAUGAAGUAUACAAGAUCUGUUCUUGUGAUUCAUAACAUAGCUCACCAGGGCCGUGGUCCAGUUGAUGAUUUCUCAUAUAUGGAUUUACCUGAACACUACAUAGACCUCUUCAAAUUAUACGAUCCCGUUGGAGGUGAUCACUCCAAUAUCUUUGCAGCUGGUUUAACGACUGCUGACCGUGUGGUUACUGUUAGUCAUGGAUAUGCAUGGGAGCUUAAAACUUCUGAAGGUGGUUGGGGUUUGAAUGGAAUCAUAAAUGAGAAUGACUGGAAGUUGAAAGGUAUAGUGAAUGGUAUUGAUAACAAAGAUUGGAACCCUCAGUUUGAUGUUCAUCUGAAAUCCGAUGGCUACACUAACUACUCCCUUGAGACGCUGCAGCCUGGCAAGUCUCAGUGCAAAGCUGCCCUGCAAAAGGAGCUUGGUUUGCCUGUUCGUGAGGAUAUCCCGUUAAUUUGUUUCAUUGGAAGAUUAGAUCACCAGAAAGGUGUUGAUGUCAUCGCUGAAGCAGUUCCCUGGAUGGUGGGCCAAAAUGUUCAAUUAAUCAUGUUGGGCACUGGGAGGUCUGACCUAGAACAAAUGCUUAGGCAAUUUGAAUGCCAGCACCAUGACAAGAUUAGGGGAUGGGUUGGUUUUUCCGUGAAGAUGGCUCACAGGAUAACUGCAGGUGCAGACAUAUUGCUCAUGCCUUCAAGAUUUGAGCCAUGCGGGUUGAACCAGCUAUAUGCUAUGAGUUAUGGAACUGUUCCUGUAGUGCAUGCUGUUGGUGGACUGAGAGAUACUGUUCAGCCUUUUGAUCCAUUUAAAGAGACAGGCCUUGGAUGGACAUUUGACAGUGCAGAUUCAAAUAAGUUGAUAAAUGCAUUAGGGAACUGCUUGUUGACCUACAGGGAGUACAAAAAGAGCUGGGAAGGGCUUCAGAGACGAGGGAUGGCCCAAGAUCUUAGCUGGGACAACGCUGCUCAGCAGUAUGAGGAAGUCAUUGUUGCUGCCAAAUACCAAUGGUGAACCUUCAGUGACUUGAAUCUUUUGCAUCCUCCAUCUAGCGCUAGGAAUCAAUGAAGAGUUCAAUCAUGCUUGAGUGGUUUUAGGGUUGCGAUUCUGUCAAAGAAACCGACCAGGCUUCCAGGUACAUAUUUCUGAAGAAUUUCUCCAAUCAGUUGCAGUUAUAGCCCUCAGGAUGCUAUUCCUGAACGCCAAAAUUUUCUGCUGUAACUCGGAUAAUGAAACACAGUUCUUUAUAUCACUUUUGUGUCUCAUGCCCAUUUUUAAUGAUUUCAUCAAGUUCAUUUUUCAUUAUUUUA